UAAUGUGUGUGUGCUGACGUUUGAGCUCCACAGGGACUCUGUAGCGCGAUGGUGGAGCGAAGAGGGAGAAGAAAAAAAAAGUGAAAAUGCCAAAGUAGUCGACACAUCGUUGUAGAAACAGGAAGCAGAGAGGCAAAUCAGAAAGCAGAGUAGAAGUGGAGAUAGCUGCAACUUUUUGAAAGGCAGACGAGCUGCGUUUUUUACUUGAGCAGUGGAGGGAAGCAAAACGCAGUUGGACUUUUUGUACUCUGGACCUGAACAGGACUCGACUCUUUGGCUCGUAGGGUUUAGCUGCUACCUACCCGCUUCUUCUUCCAUAACACAACACUGCUGCUAUUAUGGUGGUGGCGUUGCUGCCAUAGCUAAUACCAUGUGUUGUAGUUAGCUAAGCCCUUUGGCUCGAAAACAGACUCGUUUAUGUAGAGUUAAGUUGUAUUUUUGGCCAGGAAAGGGUGGGUAAUGUGCAGUGUGUGCAGUUAACUUCGCUAUCUCAGUCUAUCGAAGCGACACUGCGGUGGUGGUUACUCAAUCUAGCCUAGCGAAACCUAGUGUUGGUAGGUUAGGUAGCUAGUGUUGGUGGUAGGUUAGUAGCUGCAGCCAGUCUCCUUUAGCUAAACAUGGAGGCAGAAAUGCAUGUGUUUAGAGCCUCAGAGCUGUUAUAUAAUCCUAAAACCGAACCGUGUCUGCUUGUGUCGCCGUCUGCCUUCAAGGGAAGCCACUUUUGACAUCUUUUUGCGGAUGCAGAUAGCAAUGUGGACGUGAUUGAACUUGCAUACUUCUGGCAUCAAAUUCAGACCAGUUACAGAGAGACAUGGAUUCUUCCAACACUCUAAUAAGUGCCAUGGACCCAUCCAUCACCUUGUGGCAGUUCCUGCUGCACCUGCUGGAAGAUCAGAACCACCGGCACCUGAUCUCCUGGACGUCUGGCGAUGGCGAGUUUAAGCUGCUGGAUGCUGAGGAGGUGGCGCGGCUCUGGGGGCUCCGCAAAAACAAAACCAACAUGAACUACGACAAGCUGAGCCGCGCUCUGCGCUACUACUAUGAUAAGAAUAUAAUAAAGAAGGUCAGCGGUCAGAAAUUCGUUUACAAGUUCGUGACUUUUCCUGACCCCAAUUCGGCCGACGGACUCCGAGGGCCUGAAGACGGCCAGAGGGUCGGCGGUGGAGAGAAGGUGGAGGUGUCCAUCCAGUCCAAAUCAGCAGGGGGCGCCGGCGCCACCACAGGCUGCCUGUCUAAGAACCUGCAGGCGCAGCGCUCCUCCCCCGGCUCAGUACAGCGCAGCUCCCGCAACGACUACAUGAAGUCUGGCCUCUACUCCACGUUCACCAUCCAGUCCCUGCAGACGCCCUGCAAGAGCUCCCCCAAACCCAUCAAAACAGAGCUCCCCCUGGACAACACGCCCAAAGCGGCCGGUGUGGAUCAGCCAGUGCAUGAGGUGCGAGUGUGUCAAACUGAAGUGUCACAGAGUUCAGUGCAAACUCCGCCUACAGUGGACAGCAGCCUGCAAGUAAUAGUCACCCACCCUUCUCCAUGCGCCACGCCGGCCCUCAGUCCACAAACCCCCUCCGGUUCUACUGCUGCUGCCCCUACAAAUUGUCAGACACAGAAGAACCAGGGAUUGGGUGAACCUCCACAGAUCUACCUGACCAGUGUAUCUGACCCAACCUCGCUAACACCUCUCAUCCCAUUGACUUCUGUGGCCAGUGGGGAUUGCAUGGUCAAUUCUCAGCAAGGCCACCCUGUGUUUGUGGUAAUAAAGCCUCCACCUGUAGCAGGAGCCAAGGAGACGAACAUCUCUGCUGGAGAAGAACUUCUGGAGAUUGUAGAUCUGGAUGAAAAACCUGAAACGACUUUGCCUGCUCCAGCUCCUGUGGCCACAGAGGCUUCAGUUCCUGUAGUCACAUCUCCGCCCUGCUCAGAGCCUGUGACACAGCUGGUAGUUGUGGAGGGAGAACUGAAAGAUGAACCUGAGGAACAUGCGGAAGAGCCCAGCACGCCUCCGGAAUCCCACCCAGUGUCCACACAGGAAGUCCAGCCUCCGAAAUCGAAAAAGCCUCGCGUGCUGGAGCUUCAUUCUUGUCCCUCACAGCUGGGCCCUAUUUCUCUGGAUAAGGUCAACGCUGCAGUCAACAGCCUGCUGGCCCCAGGCAGCGCCACCAACACCCUCACACCCACCGUCAUCACCUCACAUGCCCUGACUCCAGUCCUGUUGACGCCGAGUCCGCUCCCGUCCACCAUUCACUUCUGGAGCACUUUGAGCCCCAUCGCCCCGCGCAGCCCGGCCAAGCUCUCCUUCCAGUUCCCCUCCAACGGAAGCAAUCAGAUCCACAUCCCAGCCUUGAGUGUGGACGGCCUGUCCACUCCUGUCGUGCUGUCCCCGGGGCUGCAGAAACCAUAGCCGGCCUGUGAUUGGCUCCUUUACUUGCCUUCGUGGUGAUUGACUUUCCAGCCCAGCCGGUGAGAAGCUGACGACAGGUAAUGAACAGACCGCACACUCCAUAACAGGCCCUGAUUGGUGUUCAGAAGAGCUUCCGGUCCAGUGAGGGUUGAGCAGCAGGAGGCGUGCACGCUCAGCCCGGCCAGAGCAGCCCCUGCUUCAGGACGGAAAGGUGGCAUUUUUACAGACUAAAUACUCUCAACGGUUUCUUUCAGGUUCUGUUUUUUGUUUGUUCGUUUGUAAAAAAAAUUUUUUGUUCUUCUUGUACGUUAUUUAUUUUUGUCGGACGUUUUGGUGCAUCAGCUUUUCCGUUUUUAAGGACUACUCUUAGCAGCAGAUGCAUAUGGGUAUUGAACUUUGAGCUCUUUCUGCUCUAAAUCUUUCAUCACCUGCUAAUGAGUGGCAGUGUUUUAUUGUGUAUAUCCUGAAGAAGCAGAUGUCGCUCUGACGGUAUGGUUUUUUGGAUGUUGUUCCUUUAUUUCUUUAUGAGAGACGUUGAAGUACUGAAAUAUGGCGGAGGACAGACAGAGGGCAGUGAAAGCUCACUUAUUUGUACGGAACUUGUUUGUAUAAACUCUCAGAGCAACCAUCAUGAUGAACCUACUAUGUUUUUUAAAGGACUUUAAAAAAAAAAGGAAUUGCUAUUUUAACAAUUCUGGAUUCUGACCAAGGAUAACUACAUGGAAUCUAUUUUGCUAAAGACAUUUAUUAACAGUGGAAUGACAUGGCCAUCCAUUGACACGUGGAAGAGGAAACAGGAAGCGGAGGAAAAAGAAGCACCAUCAUUGAUGAUCAACUCCUUGUCAAGACGCAGAAUGUAUCGACGUUACCGUUUAGGCUUUGACUUCAUUCCUUUCUCUAUGAACUCUCUCCUUGUACAGAUUAAUAUGCUCCCAUUCCAGUUUUAAGUUCUUUUUUUUUUUUUUGUUAUUUUUCUUUGUCUGCUCUGACAGAGAUCUCCUGAAAGAAAAGACGCCUCGUCAGCGCCGCGAGGAAACUUUUGUAGUUUUAUGUUCUGUAGUUUUUCGGUUGCUUGUUUUUCAAGAAAACACCAGAGGAGACCAAAGACCAGCGAUUUGUAUAGAAUCCAGUUGAGUAUCUGUGUAUGUGCUGCAGCAUUUGUCUUUCAUUGUCCUUAAAUAUCUCUCUAUUUCUCUUGUUUUUGUUUUUUUAUCUGUCGUUUUGUCUUUUUCUCUCUUACAGAUCCUUUUAAAAUCCUUAAAGUGACAAGGCAGCUGUUUUUAAUGAGGCGUGGCCACAAGAAAAUAUAGUGUAAAUACAAAAUAAAAAUUUAAAGGGCGAAGUGGUGAUAAUAUAUAGAUGUUUUAUUGAGACUACAAGAUCAUAUACUGUUGACAUACUAUGGAAUAUAUUGAGGACAUAAGACAAAACACUGAGUAUGAAUAUAUUGAGGACACAGCAUUUUCUCUUUUUUGAGAUCACAAAAACACAUUUAAAAUAUAUAUAUUUUUAAGCCAGAAAUAUAUAAAUAUAUAAAACAUAUGAAAAUAAAAAUAUGUUGGAUCAACAAGACCUAUGUAUUGUGCUCAUAAUGUAAAAUAUAUAGGAUCUUUUGUCAGAUCACAAAAAACAUAUAAAAAUAUAUAUUUUGGAGCCAUAAAGAAGACAAGAAGACUAUUUACUACGGUCAUAAUAUAAUAAAAUAUAAACAGGCCAAAAGAUACUCAAUACAUUGAGUACAAUUAUAUUGAGGAGACAUUUUUUUUUAGAUCACAGAAACAUAUAAAAUAAAUCCUUUUAAGCCAAAAAAUAUAUAUUUGAGAAACAAGACUAUUUACUGAGCACAGAAUAUAAUAUAUGUACAAUCCAAAAGAUACUCAAUAGAUUGAGUACAAUUAAUUUCGAGGACACAAGAUAUUUCUUUAACACGAAAAAAAUAUGAGGUUAAAAAUAUAUGCAUUAAGGCCACAAAAAAUAUAUUGAGCUUACAAUAUAAUAUAUUGUGUCCACCAGAGAAUGUAUAUAUGGAGAGAGAACGUAAAUAGCAUAUAAAUAUAUAUUGUAUAAAUAUAAUGAGCUAUAUAUUACAAGCUUAAUUUGAGACCUCAGCAUUUAAUAUUUUGCCACGCCUCUUAAAAAGCAACCAUCACUCACGUCACCACCUUUCUCUCUUCUUCUCUCUUUUUCUCUCCUUUUCUCUUCUUUUCUUUCUUCAUAUUUGUCACAUGAAAGGGCUACAGGACUCAGCACGCUACCAAAACGUUAAACUUUAACGUUUAUCAGCUACAGAUCCACAGUGAAUGUAAAGCAAACAAAUACAAACUCGCACACAUCCUUUUUUUUUUUUUAUAUAUAUAUUUCCGAAUAUAUGUGUGUGUAUUUUGACGAAGUAAAUAGCUGACGAUAAUCCAGUUUGGAGCAGAACAUGUUGCUAUAAAUGUGCUGAGGCUCUUUGGACAGUAAUUUUGUAUGAACUGAUCAGUCACUACACUCCUUUUCUCUGUUUGAUGCUCAAUGAAAUUCAGUCAGUAGUUGGGUAUUUUUUAGAAAUAAGCUUGAUUCUUGUCUUGAUGCUGUGAACUGUAGAUAUUUUUAUUUUUCUUUUUGGUUCUUAUUCCUCUUUUCCCCCUUUAUUUUCCAUAUUUUCAGUGCAAAAAGUUGAAACAUACAUUUUUAUUUGCUUUUUUUUUUUUUUUUUUUUGUAAUAUUUAAUUUUUCCCCCCACUGAUAAACAAAAAAAAACUAAUAGGACCAUAACAUUUAUUUAGUAUUAGCAGUUAGCUGGUGCAGAUUCCAGAGGCUGGGCUGGAGCGUCCAGGGUGGGCAGGAGGCUAGACGUUCGAGUCUUAAAGCGGAGAGCUUGUUUACUUGCGCUGCUGAAUUUAUAACAGAUAUUUAAUUUGCUUUCAUUUUCAGCAGAUUAAAGAGAGGAAGGGGUUUGCCCACCCGAGCUGCGUGCUGUGGGGUGUUAGCAUGAUUCUGUAUAAAAUCUGUUCAGUCUUUAUAUCCCAGCAGCCUGCUGUGCUCUUCCCAGCAGCCUGCCCUGCAGUGUUUCCCAAUUAUAAACAUACAGGGCAUAUUGCAAAUAUACAGAUAGCAAACACACACACAGCUCUGUCUGUUCUGUCUGUGUACCCUAGCAGUUAGUAUUAAGGUAUUAGGUCUUUUAUUUACUGUGCUAACAACAUGCACAUACACCAUUUGCACCAUUGGAUUAACACCGCCUCCUUGUUUCGACACUCAUUGUGUUUAUUUUAUGCGCUUCACUAGGGCUGCACGAUAUAUCGUUUGGGCAUCGUUUUUUUUUUUUUAUUGAAUUGAUUGAAAUGAUCAUGUAUCUGUAAUCUGUAAUUGUAAUUUAGAUCCUGGGAUGAUUCAGUCGGACAGUAAGAGCCGCAGUAAGGGACAGUAAGGGCCGCUGCUGUUUAAUUUGACCUCUUCUCUGGUCUGUUUUUACCCCAUUUUUGAACGACAGCACACCUCACUGGUAGAUCUGUACUACAGUCAUCUCUUCAAUGCACGCUGACUGUGCAGUUGUUGCACAUGUGCACCAUCACCUCAAACACAAUCUGACAAGUAGACCCACAAACUUCAGGAUUUUAAUGACUCCUCAGUAGUAGCCUAAGUUACACAUGAUGUCCUAAAAGCCCUCGGGCCAGACGCUGAAUGUUCUUUGUCUUCUCAGUCUGGCAAAUCUACACCAAUAAGUAGAAAAUGUGUGUAAAUAAUGCAGAGUUUUACUUGAAUCGCUGGUGUGGAGUUUAUAGAGUGAUGGGGUGGAUUUUAGUGGUCGUCUCAUGGAAUACUUUGGUAGCACGUUGGGAAUACUGGUUUAAUCCAGAAGAGCACAGCCAGAAAAAUGUGUGUCUUUUUUAAACUGCUCUUGUUUAGACUCUUACACUCUUAAAAAUGAAGGAUCUGAAAGGGUUCUUGAGAGAGCGAUGCUGUAGAAGAACCAAGAGCGAAGGACGUUCAAAGAACUUCCACAUUGAGCUGAGCAGAUGAUCGUUUUUGUAUUGAAAGAGUGAUUAAAGGAGUGCAAUGUUCAGCUGCUAUGAUUAAUUACAUUGUCUCAAGUCAAAGGGAGGAAAUUCAACUCAAUAACAAGAAAAGCAUGAAGUGCAUGUAGACAAAUUCGCCAAUUCUAAAGCACCCAAUCAUGCUGCUCAAUUGCUUAUACAUGAUAUGGACAAAAUAUUGGAGCACACCACUUUAUCAUUCAAUUCAGGUGUUUAAUUUCAAGUGUAUGAAAUCAUGCUCUUGGGCCCUGUCCAGGUGUAUGCAUAUCUUUUAUAAAUAGGUAGGUUUUGUCUUCAUUUUGGUCUCCUGUCCAUGCAAAAACCCCUUUUUUUGCCCCUGAAAAUUAAGCGUUUCUGGCUGAACCCUUACCUCCAAUUCUUUAUACAAACAACUAAGGUUCUUUAUAGAACAAAAAUGGUUCUUCUGUGGUAUCACUCAAAAAACGUGGGUAGCGGGUACCUUUUACCUUUAUUAAUAUUAAGCCGUGUUAAAAUGUAUGUAACCAUGACUAAGAUAACCGUGGAUUUUGGUGCGUAUUUAAGUUAAAGUUAGAGUGCAUUAUCUCUUGUUUUAAUAAAGAAGAAACGCUGCCAAGAGAGGAUGCUUUUCAUUACGGGGGUGCUGAAUUCGUUAAUGAACACUGGCUAGCCCACUGAGCAGUUAGUAUUGGCUUAAGUGUGCUCGGGCACGGAUUGUUCAAAUGCAGCGUGAGUGCAGGCCAGUGGGGAGGGGGUAGAACCGUGCUCCAGUGUGAGUACACCCUAAGAUGCUCCUAAAUAAGCAAAUACCAGGAAAAAAAUAUCUUUGCUUUGUCCAAGAACCCUUUAGAAAACCUUAUUUUUAAGAGUGUAGCGAUUUGAAGACGUAAAAUCCAUUUCACACAGCUUUUGGUUUCUCCGACUCGAGGUUAAUUUCCUGCUUCUGAUUUCUGUAAGGCCUGCAGUAUUUGAUUUGUCACUGUGAGCAUUAUUUGUCGUUUUUUUGUCCUUAUCGCUGGUACCUUUCUGUGGGAAGCAUCUCAGCACUGUCCCCUGCUUUUCCAGUCAGGCUUUGUGUAAUUAUGGAACCUACAGUUGUUCCGGCUAGAGGACUGGACCCUGCUUGUGCUUCAGGAAGCCUGGCUGUGAUCUGUUUCUGUGCUUUAGCUCUGUGAUAUACUGUAUUCUGCGUUCGUUUUUGAAUGGCUGACGCUUUGUGUACCUGAUUUCUGUUCCUGCAGUUGUGACUUCGCCUCUUUUACCAUCAGUUGACGUGAACCCCUUCAGCACAGAUCAAUAUAUUGACAGUAGUCUUUAAAGAUCAGUACUUUCCCUCUUUUAAAGAAUGUUAAUUGUUUAUUUCAAACUGAAGAGAAGAAUUGAACAGUAGAAAGAAGUAAGAAAGUAAGAAAGCCAUACAUUUUUGUUACACUUCUGUACAAGACUUCUGUAGAGUCUUUCUCUAUGUAGAUCAAGAGUAUUGAUAUUAUUAACCCUAUUUUAGAUGUGAGAAAGAGGUAUUCUGUUAUAAUAUGCAGAAUUUCACAAGAAAAAUGUUUGUAUAUUUGUUAAACACGGUGGGUAGCUCUAGUUCAGCAGAUAUCGCAAUGAAAUUGGAAUUUUAUGCAUGUUUUUUUCUUCUGAUGGCAAACUUUUGUCUUGCAGUCGUAUCAGUCAUAUCAAUAAGCAGGGAAAGGAAAACAAAUGAGAAGUGAAUCUCCCUGCUGUUCCAUGACAAACCUUACAUCUGCAAAACUCAAAAAAAAAAAAAAAUCAAAAGAGAGAAAGAAAAAAAGGCAUCAGCGUCUUUUUCACUGCCGUCACCCAAUUAUGAAGAAACUUCAAGGUGUUAGGAGUUGAUUUUGUGCUGCUGGGCCAAGAAGAAAAGCUCUCACUAAAAAAAAGAGUGAGAUUUUCUUGUGACAGCAGCAGCAGCACUGGUUGAAGGAAAUGUUCACAACUAAUUGUACAGUCGAAAAAGCUAUAGCUUUUUUUUUUUUUUUGUGAUUUGUGAGUAACCUGUUUCCAGUCUCCAAAUCUGUUGGUGAAAAGUUUAGCUCCAGCCCUGAUCUGAGACCCUGAUUAUGCUUGGGACGAUAGAAUUUUGGCUUUUGCUCAUGAAUUUUUCAUACAUGCAAACAUAUUUCUUCUGAUUUGGAACAGUUAGAAACAUACAUGUUACUAAUAAAAGUCUUUGCAAUGUCAUAUGUUACUUUACAACAUGUGUAAUAUGUAUAGUCUUCAAGUCUCUGUAAAACGCCAAAUCCACCGGAGAUCCUAUUUAAACCUAUAGUUACUUAAACACACAGAGAAGGGUAGUCGAGGUCCAGAAAUUAAAUGUGACGCAGACCAUGCUAAUGUUUAAGGGUUAAUGUUAAAGAGGGCUGGAGUGAAACUCUUCUAGAAGCUCGCUUUUCAUGAGCCUUGUUGGAGAUACUAAAGCCAAACCAAUCAAAUCAAUGCUGUACCUUCUUAAAUCUCUGAAGACUGUUCAGGUACUCGUUGUUGUACUUUGUUUACCACGAUAAAGAAAAUAGGCCUUAAUCUUAAGUCCUCAAAAAUUGGCAAGGUGUUUAUCAAUCAGUGAUAAACCCAUCUUUAAAAUCAGCACUUUAGUAUGACCUUGUCUAAAUUAUUAUUUUUCUCUUUUUGUUGUUUUUUUUUUUCUUUCUUACUUCCUUUUUUUUCUUGUUCUUCUUUUCAUGUUUUGGGGAACAUGUUCACCAGUUUUCCGUUUAUCGGGAUGUAUCGUGUGCAUCUUUAAAAGAAAUGUAACGUUUAAAGAAAAUUCCUUGCUCUGUUUUUUUGUAAAUGUUUUCUUUCCCCGAACCAAAAGUGUGCAAAAAUUGUACUUGUGCAAGUUUUAAUUGUGCAAAGAAAGCUAAUUGUAAGCUAUGACCAGCAUGUGCUUAUAUAUAUGUCGUUGUUAUUUUAACCUUUAUGCAAGUGGGGACAUGUGUUACUUAUACACACACAGACAUAUAUACACACACAGAUAUAUAUACACACACAUGCACACACACACAUAUACAUACACACAUACACACAAAAGCCAUUUAUUAAAUAAUUGAUAUGAUCACAGAGGGAGAAACAGGCAGUCCUGCAGGUUUGGGACCACUUUAUUGGGAUGUAGGUUUGUUUGUUUCUGCUUUAUAUACCAGCACAGAUUGACGUUAUCAAUUUUGCCAUGAGCUGUGAGAUCCAAGUUACUGCUGAACGCUGUUUUUUGCUUAUUGAGAGCUGAGGAAAGGGCGGUUUGGGUUGGAGAUCCGGACCUGAGGUAGCCGAGUGAAAGUGCAGGUGGCUCAAAACUGUUAAGAUGAUCCUUCUUGCCUCGUUUUAUUCGUGUCUUUUUAAAAAGUUACUGAAACACCCAGUAAUUUCUGCUGUCGCCAGGUGUCUCUUCACUUGAUUCUUCUCUCUGAUAUGUCAUGUGGGAACUACUAUCGUAUGGUUCAGUAUUCAGUAAUGUGCUGGGAAGUCUUGCGCUACACGUUUAUUAUUUGUGUAAAAGGGGAAAAGAGAACUUUCUGUAGUGCUAGUCCUGACCGAGUAGAGGACCUGGAUUUCAGAUCUGUAGCCUGGACUCCCUUUCCCAGACGAGGGUCACUCUCUCCCUCUCUGGGAGUUUAUUUAGAAAAAGGGACGGAGGGGCUUUUAUUUUUUUUAACUGUCCAAAUAUAUUUACUGGAAAGAGAGACAAAAUAUUUUUAAUCUGCACAUUCUACUUUGUUUGUGUGUAUGUUAGAUAUUAAUCUUGUUUUCUAAAGAAAUAUGGAACUAAUAUAAAAAAGUGAAUAAAAAGCUAUUUUGUUCUUUA
Molecule: messenger RNA, 10216 nt
Organism: Astyanax mexicanus (Mexican tetra)
Lineage: Eukaryota; Metazoa; Chordata; Actinopteri; Characiformes; Acestrorhamphidae
Gene: elk1
Product: ETS transcription factor ELK1
Exons: 9
Coding region: 812-2398 (528 amino acids)
Biological process (GO): cell differentiation; regulation of transcription by RNA polymerase II
Cellular component (GO): nucleus
Molecular function (GO): DNA-binding transcription factor activity, RNA polymerase II-specific; sequence-specific DNA binding
Source: RefSeq, a predicted model, not a curated record